Lingula anatina is the source of this 1489-nucleotide messenger RNA. RefSeq lists its product as uncharacterized. The record is from RefSeq and is a predicted model, not a curated record. NCBI's taxonomy places the organism in Eukaryota, Metazoa, Brachiopoda, Lingulata, Lingulida, Lingulidae.
CGCCACCUAGUAGUCACAUGUUACGACUGUGUGAACGAGAACGCAUGACAGGAGAGCUGGAUUUUAAAAGUUGAUUUAAACGCUUGAAGUCACAUUAAUGAUUAAGACUCCAGUUCGAUAACUGAUCUGUGUGAGUGGAGACAAACCUCACAGUAAUAACUUGGGAGUUACUUUAAAUUGAGUGAGACAUAGCAAUGGCACAAUACGAUGUUCCUGAUGAGAGCGACCUCAUGGAGUGUCCUUACGACCCCGUCCACAUGAUACGGGCCAAGAGGUUCCCCUAUCACCUGAUGAAAUGUCGCAAGAACUAUGCUGGAAAAGACAUGAAGACGUGUCCUUUCAAUGCCAGACAUGUUGUGCCGGGACCAGAGCUGAGGUAUCACAUUUCACGCUGUCCAGAUAAAGCCAUGCUACAGCAGGAUGUGAAGAAUGCCAUGGAAAAAGAAGAAGACGAGGGUGCAUAUUUCAAAGGAAACACCUCCGUACCCACAUAUUUCCCAGAGUGGGACCGACCCGAGCCUACGGAAGACUGGGAUGCAGAGACUCCUGGGAUACCUAGAAUAGGCGUGGACCCUAAGGAGCUGAACAACCCCACUAGAACUUAUAUCAAGGACUUGGUGGGAAUGACUCCUGCAGAGAAGAAGAGACACAAGAACAGACUUCAGAGAAGAGCACAAAGAAUACAACAGGGGCUUCCACCAGAUGCCUCGGAUGAAGAAGAGAAUGAAGAGAAGCCUGGAUCCCAACCAGAGUCCCAGCCACGUGAGGACAGUCCCAGUGGGCAGCUCCGGCUGCCCAAACAGGCCGCACAGACCCUGCAGAUGGCCCAGCAGAGCAGGGCAGCGGUCAAGCAGCAAGGACCGUCCAGUGUGUUUGCUUACUCUCUCAGUCAGGCUGGCCUAGGGAGAGGAGUUGGUAGAGGACUGGGGAAUGGUCAGAUUGGUGCUAACGGAAUGGUGCCCCCAGGGUUCUCUGCACAAAAUGGCGUCCUGUCCCACAGCGAGAAUGCACAGAUGCUUGCCAACCUAGCUCGCGGGCGAGGUAUCGCUAGGGGGAUAGCUCGUGGCAGUCCACCCUCUAUGUCUCCUACUCGACCAGGUUCAACACCCCCAGGUGGAGCCCCAGUUUUCCAGGUGGGCAGAGGGCGUGGCAUUUUGACCACUGGUCAGCCAGGUUCUCCAUCCUUUGUGGUGCCGAACAUAAGCCAGUUACAACAGCAACAGAAUGUGGGUCAAGGUGACCAAGUUCAAGGUCAGGGUGAUGUGGGUCAAGGUCAGAAUGAUGUGGGUCAAGGUCAGGUGCCCCAGGAUGGAGAUGAAAAAGAAGAAACGGAAACAGCUGAGGUGCAGAGGGUGAAGGCCAUCAGGAAAAUCCAGAAGAAGCUGAGACAGAUAGCAGACUUGGAGGCUGAAGGCAAAGAAUUGGAUGAAGCUCAGAUGGAAAAAGUCUCUAAGAAAGUGGAACUGGAAAAUGAAUUACAAAAACUCCA